Messenger RNA from Sugiyamaella lignohabitans, 1341 nucleotides. RefSeq names its product Crh1p (gene CRH1). Gene Ontology annotation, molecular function: hydrolase activity, hydrolyzing O-glycosyl compounds; glycosyltransferase activity. Gene Ontology annotation, cellular component: fungal-type cell wall. The record is from RefSeq and is a predicted model, not a curated record. Gene Ontology annotation, biological process: carbohydrate metabolic process; fungal-type cell wall organization. The transcript has a single exon. Lineage: Eukaryota; Fungi; Ascomycota; Dipodascomycetes; Dipodascales; Trichomonascaceae. The coding region runs from base 1 to 1341 and encodes 446 amino acids.
AUGGUAUCAUGUCAAACAUAUACAGUGUGCGAUCCGUUAAAAGUCAAAGGCUGUCAACCAUGUAAAGCACUAGGGAAGAAAAUCUAUGUCAAUUUUACUGAAGGUGCGUCGCCGUUAUUCUUACCAGUAGCAUCUCCAGAACAAAUUCGAUACACUCAAGAGGGAGUUGAAUUUAUACUGUCCAAACCAGGGCACAAUCCCACCUUACAAUCUGAUUUCUAUAUUAUGUUUGGAAGAAUAGAGGUGAUACUCAAAGCUUCUAAAGGAAAAGGGAUUGUUUCAAGUUUUGUACUUCAGAGUGACACUUUGGACGAAAUUGAUUUGGAAUGGAUUGGAGAAGACACAAGGAGGUUUCAGUCGAACUUUUUUUCAAAAGGUGACACCAGUUCUUAUGAUCGAGGAGAAUUCCAUCUAUGUCAACCUCCUCAAGAUGCUUAUCAUAACUAUACGAUUGACUGGACUGACAAGAAUACUAUCUGGUAUUAUGACAACCAAGAAGUUCGGAGGUUACCAGGAGAAUCGCCUUCGGGUUAUCCACAAACUCCCAUGGCAAUUAGAAUAGGAUCUUGGGCAGGAGGGGAUCCUUCUAACCCUCCAGGAACAAUUGAGUGGGCAGGAGGACUGACCGAUUAUUCGAAAGGGCCAUUUGUUUUCACAGUCAAAUCGCUACUCGUAAAAGACUAUUCAACCGGAUUUGAGUAUGCAUAUGGAGACCAAAGUGGCACUUGGAUGUCGAUACAGGCAUUGGGAGGGGAAAUAAAAGGAGAGUAUCAAAAUAAUGAUAUUAAUUGGAGUGAAUAUGAGCCAGAACCUAGCUAUAAAUCGUUGCAUUUAGGAAAGGACUCAGGCAAAAACCUGGUCAACAAGCAUUCUAAAAUAUUCUCGCAAUUGUGGACAAACAAUGAGUUAAAAUCUGAACGUAGUGAAGAAAAUAAUCUGGACGCUGAGGGAGAUUCGGUGGAAAACAACAAACAUGCUGACUCAUACGAAAACGCUGAUACUACUAAAGAGAAUGAGGAUGAUGACAGCGAUAACGAGAACACACUAGGAAAACACAGAAAUUUGAAAAACGACGUCAAGGGUUUUGUGGGUAACAUAUUUACUUCUGCCAGACUUGAUGAUAUAAAAGGAGCAUUUUCUUCAUUGACAGGCGUCGCAGGAGGUGUCGACCAGGUAUCAAUAUCGGCUUUCAAAAAUGAAAAAUACCCUGAGACGAGCCCGUUCCCGGUUGUCUCGACGUCAGAAUAUAAUAUAAUUCAAAAUAGCAGCACAAAUGGAGCACGGUACACAUCAGUAAUAGGUGUAGUUCUGAUUCUCACGAUUUUGUGUAUGUUUUUUUGA